AGCAUCUUCAGAGCAAAGAGGCCCGAGCACUCGCAGGCACCAGCUCCGCCGGCUGCCUUCCUCCCUGCGGACUCGUACUCCGGCUGCAAAGAUGUGCAAGGGCCUCGCGGGGCUGCCGGCUUCGUGCCUGAGGAGCGCGAAAGACAUGAAGCACCGGCUGGGGGCACUGCGGCAGAGGUGGGACUCCUGCGACCACGGCCCCACCCAGGGCAGGAAGGACAAGCUGGUCCUCUGCCAGAGGGUGAGCCGAGAGGAGGUCAAAAAGUGGGCCGAAUCCCUGGAAAACCUGAUUAGCCAUGAAUGUCAACCUGGAUGCCAGCACGCGGGAGGAGACCAGCCGGAACGUGCGGGCGCCCACAGCCGCCUGCUUCGACGAGGCCCAGAGGCGGAUCUUCCAUCUGAUGGAGAAGGACUCCUACCGCCGCUUCCUCAAGUCCCGCUUCUACCUGGAGCUGGCCGGCCCUGCCGGCUGCGCGUCCGAGAAGCAGACGGGGGCCAAGCGGGCCGCAGACUGCCCUUCCCUGGUGCCCCAGUGCGCCUAGUCCCCCCGGCGGCCACGGAAGAGAGGCUGGGACUCGGAGCCGGGGACCCCGAGGCCGGCUGCGGCCUGAGGCAGCAGGGGCGCCUCCACGCCGGAGCCUCGCUCCCCUGCCGCCUGCCCCACGUCGCUCACUAGAUUUAGUGUCUGUGUUUCCAUGUUCAUCGGGCCAGGCCCUCAUUCCAGUCCAACGCCCCACCCCAUUUUUUUAGGGUACCAGGGAAGCAGUUUUCCACACACCAGCCCGGUAGGCCUGGAUUUUUAGAGAUUGUUGGCCUUUCUGUCCGCCCCGCGAUUUGGCCUCAGGUGGGCAGGUCGGAGGGUCCACGUCGCGCGGCACCCGCAGGCUCAUGGGCUCCGCUAGCCAGGAUCCUCUGCGAACUGUGGGUGUCUCGGUGAGGGCGGCUGAUUGUGUGCGCAUGUGUGUGUGAGCAUCCGCACGCACGCACGCACGUCCCCAUGAGAACGGACAGACAGGCCCCAGGCACCGGCGUGUACACACCUGCAUGCAUGUCUGGUCCCCGGUUUUUAUCCUGUGACGGAGCAGGACACACUGAACCAGCUCCUGCCGGCCGACCCGCGGGCCGUGGCUGCCACCCUCCGGGGCGCCAUGCCCGAUUCAACUGUGACCUCCUCCUCCCCGAGCCGUAUUCUGAAGAGCAAAGGUCACAAAGAGCCUUGUCCUUGGCUGCAGGGCUGUCCUGGGCUGCGGUCCCUUAGGGCCUCCCCUCUCCGCCCCAGGUGCCUGAGGCACCGCUGCCCGCAGCCCAGUGGGUAUGGGGCCGGGAGGUGGGGCUGGGGCUGGGCUGGGCCGUCCGGCGCAGGCUGAGGGAGAGCUCGGGACGCAAAGCCUGGGUCCCCUCCUCCGCGCUCCUCCUCUGCCAGCCAAGGUGCGCUUCUCACGCUGAGUUUCCUGAGAACGUGGCUGUCACGCGGGGCUCCUGACUUCCCGGUGGUGGGUGUCGGUGUCCUGUGGUCUCUGAGCUACACGCCUACGCGCUAAACCAGCCCCCCGGGAAAGGUGACAUCAUCAAAGGAGCCCCUUUCUGCAAACUGGAAGUCGCCGCUGUCCUGAGCGGCAGCCGUUCGCGCACCCCCCCGCCGGCCAGCGGGGCGGGGCCCGCGAUUCCAGGCUCCGAGACAGACUCGGUGGAGGCACGGGCAGGGGGCGAACUGUGAGAACUGCCGCCUGCAACUUUUCGAGACGUGAAAUACUUGAAGAUCCCCCCCUUGUGUUAUUUAUGAUGUCGUUUUGUACCAUGUUUUUAGUACUGUGUCGUUUUGUACAUGGAGGCGCACAGCGCCGCCUGAGCGGGUCACAAGCGGCCGGGAGGUCACGUCCCCUCCUUGUCCCGAUACCACUGCCCAGGAAGGACCCACGUGCCCAGUCUCCACGCCUGCCACACGUGUGAGCCCCGUGUGCUCAGAGGCCAAGGGCCUGGGCCGCAAAGCGAAGCCCCCACUGUCAUGUGCUCAUGC
Molecule: messenger RNA, 2017 nt
Organism: Pteronotus mesoamericanus
Lineage: Eukaryota; Metazoa; Chordata; Mammalia; Chiroptera; Mormoopidae
Gene: RGS4
Product: regulator of G protein signaling 4
Exons: 4
Coding region: 92-676 (194 amino acids)
Source: RefSeq, a predicted model, not a curated record